GCUGCUAUGGGCAUGGGCUCGGACCGAGCGAGGAGCGAGGACAGUCGUGGCGACGCCUCGAGCCAGCGCGGUUAGCACGCGGUCACGCAUCACGGGGUCCGGGGUCUCAACUCAACCUCCUCGGCCACCUGCAUAAGAACAAGUGUCCCCACCCCAAGGUGGGUGUUGCACUGUUGUUGCCUGUGCUGUGCGCGCGCGCGCGCGGCCGUCUUUUGCAUCCACGUGUGCCCCGGCUAUCGGUGACGCGUGACGGAGCGUGACGAAGCGUGACGACGACAACACCGCGCCGCUCAGCUUAUUCGGAGUACAUCUUUGAUCCCUGCGGCGCCAUGCCGAUAAAAUGCAACGUUUGCGCCAAAGAUCUAUCGUCAGCGGAGACUCUAAGGGUGCACAUGAAGACACACACAGGAGAUAAACCUUUCCAAUGCGACGUGUGCUUCAGAACGUGCCGUUCAAGUUCCGAACUGACAGUUCAUCUCCGAUCCCACAACCGCAAGAAGCCUUUCAAGUGCUCUGUGUGCUGCGUGGGCUUUCCCACAAGUUCCGAACUGCGCAUACACAUGCGAAUUCACACUGGAGAAAAGCCGUACGAAUGCACAGUUUGCAAGAUGCAGUUCUGUCAAUCCGGUCACCUUAUUUCGCACAUGCGAACUCACACUGGAGAAAAGCUAUACGACUGCAUCAUUUGCUCCAAAAGGUUCGGGCAAUCAAGAUGUCUAAAAGUACAUAUGUUAGUCCACAGCGGAGAAAAGCCACACCAGUGCACCGUAUGCAAGAUGCAGUUCCGUCAACCCGGUGGCCUUAUUGCGCACAUGCGAACUCACACUGGAGAAAAACCAUACAAAUGCACGGUUUGCCCAAAGAGAUUCAAACAGUCGGGCACUUUGAAAACACACAUGUUAACCCACACCGGAGAAAAGCCAUUCCAGUGCAGCGUGUGUCAGCAGGGCUUUACUAUAGCGUCUAGUCUGCGGAGUCAUUUACAAGCGCAUCAUUUAGAAGGACCAUGUUACGUGUGUUCUAUGUGCCAGAAGGAGUACUCCACAACGCAAUCCUUACAGUCACACAUGCGAAUAGUGCACUCUGGAGGAAAAAGAAUUAAAUGCGCUGCAUGUAGCAAGACCUUUGCUCAUCCGAGGAACCUGCAGAAACAUAUGAUACUCCACAGCGGAGAUAAGCCAUCAUUCGAGUGCCCUGUUUGCCAUUACAGGUGUGCUUAUGUUGGCAAUCUGCGAAAUCAUAUCAGGAGGCAUACUAAUGAGAAAGCAUUCGAGUGCUCCGAGUGUGUCAAGACUUUCUUCUCAGCGGAUGAGCUGAGGCGUCAUUUCCGAACUCACACGGGUGAGAAGCCAUAUGCGUGCACUGAGUGUCCAAAGAAAUUUGCAGCAUCAGGCGAUCUGCUGAAACAUCGACGAACUCACACGGGAGAGAAGCCAUAUGCGUGCACAGAGUGUCAAUGGAAAUUUGCAGGAGCAGGCGAUCUACGGAAACACAUACGGAGGAUGCACACAGGCGAAAAGCCUCAUGAAUGCACCGUGUGCAACAAGAAGUUUGCACUCGUAAGCAAUAUGCGGCUUCACAUGCAAUGCCAUAUUGGUAAGAAGAUCUACGAGUGUACCGUGUGCCACAAGAAAUUCUCUCGAUCUUCCUAUCUGCGAAGCCAUCUACUACGGAUGCACACUGGCGAAGAGCCAUUUGAGUGCAAAGUGUGUCAUAAGGAAUGUGCAGAUUCAGACGAUCUGGGUAAACACAUACGGACGCACUCAGGUGAAAAGCCUUUUCAGUCCAGUGUUCGCCAGAAGUUCGCCCAAACAGACAACAUGUGGAAACACGCGCAAUCUCAUAUUGACAAGAAGACCUGGUACAAGUGCACUGAGUGUCAGAAAAAAUUCUCUCGAUCUGGGAGCCUCUUAUUACAUCUGGAACUACAUCUACAAACACACAAACCAGAAAACGUUUCUGCAACUGGGUGUUCUUAGACAUGUCCGUGCCAAAUUACAAUGUACCCCCUGCGAACCUGCUGGGGCUUAAUCAUCGAUUUGUAAUCAGGAUAACUUUGUGGUAAAUUCAAACUAGCCCAUGUAUGGCGUAUGAUCUUUCAACUUUGUUCAUAGUUCUCUACCUAACUUAAAGAAGACCGUCUGCAUGGCAGGCAGCAGGUCAACUCUCGUCUGCUUCAAUUGGUUCUAUUUGUUCGCCAUUUUGGCAUUACCUUUGCAAAAAGUCGGCGCUGAGCACCUACUCGCACUCAUAGCUUCCCUAGUGUGUCAUUCAUUCUGUGUUGAUGGUAUAGUGUCGGUGUCCUAUUUAUCUAAGAUCGCAUCUAAGAUGCUUGCUGAUCAUAUAUUGUGCGGGCGCAUGUUUAGAAUUCGUUCGCUGUAGACCUGUGUUUGAAUAAAUACGAAAAUCCAUA
Messenger RNA from Frankliniella occidentalis (western flower thrips), 2413 nucleotides. Its product is annotated as zinc finger protein 271-like. Gene Ontology annotation, biological process: regulation of transcription by RNA polymerase II. Gene Ontology annotation, molecular function: DNA-binding transcription factor activity, RNA polymerase II-specific; RNA polymerase II cis-regulatory region sequence-specific DNA binding. The coding region runs from base 330 to 1979 and encodes 549 amino acids. Gene Ontology annotation, cellular component: nucleus. Lineage: Eukaryota; Metazoa; Arthropoda; Insecta; Thysanoptera; Thripidae. The transcript has 3 exons. The record is from RefSeq and is a predicted model, not a curated record.